AUGUCAUCCCAUGGGAACGAUCCACGUCAGCCAUCGGCGGCGAAGCCUUACGUAGCCCCUGUGAUUGCUCCGCAAGACCUUCCGAUCGAUUACGCCGGUUUCAUCGCCGUCAUAUUAGGCGUCGCCGGUGUUAUGUUCAGGUAUAAGCUGUGUUCGUGGUUGGCUCUCAUAUUCUGUGCGCAAUCCAUUGCUAACAUGAGGAAUGUAGAAAACGAUCUUAAACAAGUUAUGAUGGCUAUGAUGUUUUCUUUAAUGGGACUGAUGACAAACUACUUUGGACCUCCUAGACCCGGUGGCAAGCAAAGCUGA
This is a messenger RNA of Lathyrus sativus (Indian pea), 309 nucleotides long. NCBI's taxonomy places the organism in Eukaryota, Viridiplantae, Streptophyta, Magnoliopsida, Fabales, Fabaceae. The record is from the annotation of a GenBank genome assembly.